UUCAGGCCGCUGUGAGAACGGGUGUCAGUCAGGGUGGAUGGGAGAAGACUGCAGACAAAAAUGUCCGUCAAGGACGUUUGAAGUGUUAACUGUUCCUCCACGUGUGGACAUUGUGUGGACGAUGAACCUUUGUCACCAUGUCCACUGGAACCUGUCUCAAGGGCUGCAGUCCAGGCUGGGUCAGCGACACCUGUCAACAAGCCAAUAGACAAUCUCCAUCGCUAUCCCUCCGGAAAUGGUGCGGUCGUUGGUGGCGCGGUUGGUGGAGUUGUUGCUGUAGCUGUGAUUGUUGUCAGUAUUGUAGCAGUUUUCUUUACAGGAGGAAAAGAAAUUCCAACAAGAAGAGAAGUGAUACUUCUGUGUAUGAGGACGUGUCUGCCUUUGAACCCACACAAGAACAAGAGCUGCAAGAAGCAGCACCCAGCGUGAAUGCUGGUUAUGAGGAGGAGGCGGUGCGUGAUGCUGAUGGAUCUGGGAAGAACACAGCUG
Messenger RNA from Haliotis rubra (blacklip abalone), 489 nucleotides. RefSeq lists its product as uncharacterized. The record is from RefSeq and is a predicted model, not a curated record. The annotation marks the transcript as partial. The transcript has 5 exons. Lineage: Eukaryota; Metazoa; Mollusca; Gastropoda; Lepetellida; Haliotidae.